Arabidopsis thaliana (thale cress) is the source of this 633-nucleotide messenger RNA. RefSeq names its product zinc-metallopeptidase, peroxisomal protein. Bases 231 to 533 code for a protein of 100 amino acids. The record is from RefSeq and is marked reviewed. Lineage: Eukaryota; Viridiplantae; Streptophyta; Magnoliopsida; Brassicales; Brassicaceae. The transcript has 3 exons.
CCCAGCCUAGCGAAGACCCAAGUAAUCGCCGUUGAAUCAUUAUUACUUGGGAAAACAUACGCCGUUGAUAUUAGUCAGACGUAGAUAAUUUCUUCUCGUCUCCAAAGUUGUCUCACCUAAAAUGUUAUUGUUCUGCUGGGAGUUCCUUAUAGCUCUCUUCAAAUUGGAUAACUGUUACAAAAUUUCAGUACUCACUUUGAUUAUCGAGAUGACGAGUCUGCUGCUUUAUAAUGUAUCUCUUAUGCGUUUCUUCUUAUUAUGCUCAGGUUGCUGGUCUUCACUAUAGAUUAAGUCUUUCGGACAAUGGUUUUGAGCUCUCUCUUGUUGGCUUUAGUCAAAAAUUGAGGAUAGAGAAACUAGAUGCUCUUUCUUUUUUGAAAGCUGAAGACUUGGCGAAUUUCGUCCCAAUGUUGUUGUCGAGGACAUUUGUUGAGUGCUAUAUUGCAGGUGUCAACAUUAUUCCUGUUGUAGAUAUAUACACAAACACAACAUUCAUAUACCAAAACGACAUUUUAUACUUGAAUCUGUAUUAGAAAACAGAGUUUUAUCGUUUAAGCUCUGUUGAUUGUAGCUUUUGUCUGACAAAGAUAUUGAUAAAGACUUUUUACCUACUUCAAUUGUCAAAUUGUGGAA